Messenger RNA from Lithohypha guttulata, 1296 nucleotides. RefSeq lists its product as uncharacterized. Gene Ontology annotation, molecular function: sulfite transmembrane transporter activity. Lineage: Eukaryota; Fungi; Ascomycota; Eurotiomycetes; Chaetothyriales; Trichomeriaceae. Bases 1 to 1296 code for a protein of 431 amino acids. Gene Ontology annotation, biological process: sulfite transmembrane transport; transmembrane transport. The transcript has 2 exons. The record is from RefSeq and is a predicted model, not a curated record. Gene Ontology annotation, cellular component: plasma membrane.
AUGGCACAAAAUACGACGGAACACGUUGAUAACACGAACGAGGCCGAGAAUGCAGACAUCCGCGACAUUGAAAAGCGCGAAAACAAUAUGCCUCCGUUACGCCGAAACGUCCUGACAGCUCUGGUCCAGGACUUUGGUCCAUUUUGGUUCACAUGGUGCAUGAACUCAGGCGUACUGGCCAUUUUAACCCAUCAAUGUCCUUACCAAUUUCCUGGGCUGAAGGUCAUCAGCACUAUCUUUUUCGUAUUUGAUCUGACUCUGUUUGUGCUCUUCAGUGCUGCAUUCACUGCACGCUUUGUUAUCUUUGGAUCCCAGGCUUAUGGCGAGAUUACAGGCGAGCUCAGCGACCUGAUGUUAUGCGCCUGUUGGCCUAUUGCGUUCAUGACCCUGACGAGCCUCACCUCGCUAAUUGCAAGUAACGCGUACUGGGGAAGACAUGCACUCACUAUCGUUGCAUAUGUGAUGUGGUGGGUUGUGUGUUUCUGGGCACUAGCUGUUCUCUUCUGGGUCUUCGGCGACCUGAUUGCCAAGCAUGAGAUUAGUGUACAGGCUGGAGAAGGUGUCAGGGGAAAGAGGUUGCCAAUGAUGGUCAUUAUCCCGGCUGUGAGUGUCAGUACGGUGGCAAUCACGGGUGCUUUGGUAGCCAGCCACAGUUACGACAUUAGUGCGCGCAUGGCGGUGCCCGUGAUCAUUGUCAGCUUCCUGAUGGUCGGCGUUGGCAUCCUACUGGGAUUUAUGCUCACCACAUAUCUGUUUCAUGGCCUGUUAUCUCAAGGCUGGCCACCUCCUCCACAGACCGCCAGUGUCUUCAUUCUCGUCGGACCAAUGGGACAAAGCGCGGCAGCACUACAACAGCUCGGCCAAGCUGCAAGGGUAUAUCGCAAAUUCGUGGGUUACGACAAAGGAACAUUCUUGACGGGAGAAGCCGCGGUUCCACUCGAAGCGGCCUGUAUGCUUAUUGCACUUCUGCUGACUGGGCUAGGAAUCAUCUGGACAUUCUUAGGAGUGUACGCGAUGGUAUCAAGGGCUCUACAGAAACAACUAAAAUGGACGCCCAGCUGGAAUGCGAUCAUUUUCCCAGUGGGCACGCUGACAACAAGUACAACUCUACUCGCGACUGAGAUGGACUCACCAGCGUGGCGGGUAGUGACCGCGGGCUUAAUCAUCAUCCUGCUAUUCUUCUUCCUACUCAAUUCAGUUUUCACGUUAAAGGGUAUCUGGAAGGGAGAGCUUUUGGUCGUGAGAGAAGAUCCAAGAGUGAAGAGGAAGAUGCAGGAAGAUCAUAAGGUGCGAUAG